Molecule: messenger RNA, 2355 nt
Organism: Bacidia gigantensis
Lineage: Eukaryota; Fungi; Ascomycota; Lecanoromycetes; Lecanorales; Ramalinaceae
Exons: 2
Coding region: 1-2355 (784 amino acids)
Biological process (GO): Golgi to plasma membrane transport; exocytosis
Cellular component (GO): exocyst; cytoplasm
Source: RefSeq, a predicted model, not a curated record
AUGUCAGAUUCGGUGCGCUCGCAUAAGAACCACGAUGAUCAAGAUGGUGAACAUCCUAAGGUUUCUGUCACAGCUCCUGGCGGACUUCAGGAUCUGCAAGAUGGCUUUAACACCCUGUCUUUAACAACGAGAGACCCAAUAUCAAGGCUCAGUAUCCUCAAAACGGUUCGCUCGAUACGUGGACGUGCUCGACUCGAAUACGGACGGGUGCAUACAGCUCUGAACGCCUUCUAUAAGGAUGCUGUGCAAGUGCAAAACCACUCCCAAGCGAGAAUCUUCCGAACAUACAGAGAUCCUAAUCAGCAAGCGCAGAUGCUAGCAACACUGAAAAAGUUUGGCAAUAGCGACUUGGAAGAGGGAUGGUGGAGGCGGCAGGAGAAGCUUGCUGCCGUAUCUUUUGCUUUUGAGCAGGCAGUAACCAAAGAAUUCGAAAGUGCUAUCGAGUCCAAGGAUGUCGAUGGGAAGAUGAAGAAGUACGCACAAGUACUUACCAGUCUCAACGGUGGCGGAAAAGCAAUUGAGAUGCUCCUUGAGCGAAGUCCGGUCAUCUACGGCAAACACAAGUUUGGAGAUCCUAUCUAUUGCCUUGAUGGCAUGGGUGACUAUUCCUACGACAGAUCGUACGACUUCUUCUCGAAGCUUGCAGUGGCUUUUGAUGAGCAAGUAGAUGUCAUGGAGAGAAUCUUCCCACCUGAGGUUGAAGCUAUCAUACCCUUCUUAGAGAAAGUGGGGAAAGCUGUCAUUGGACCAUUUCUUAAUGCACUGCUUGACGAGGCACAUCGCGUCUAUGUUGAAUCGUAUCUCAGGGCUGUAUCCGGGACAUGUGAACAGUGUCUCGGCUGGGCGAGGGCAUCUAAGGCAGCAUCAGUUGCAGGUGACACCUUUCUUGACGCAGCUUUAAAGAUGAUAGUAUCAAUAUUUGAUCCACAUGUGGACCUCUAUCUCAAAGAGGAGCUUGCGUGGUUCAAAGACAAAUCUGAGGCUGAAGUCAGCGAAUGGGAGAGGAAGCUUACCGAACAAGAUGCCACAAUGGAGUCAAUGUACAUGUCGAACGUCAAUCGACAAGCCGAUAAAAGAGAUUUCUUGACCUCGUUCAAAAAAGUCGUCAUGAUGCCCGUAAACGUUUUGCCUUCCUUUCAGAGUAAACCGGCUGCAGCCAAGGCACUUGUCAAUGGCGAAAGAGAAAUUGCAAAAUCGCAGAACUCCACGAGACCGUCUACACCUAGCAUACCAAACGGCACGGAAUUGACUGCUCAUCGAUCAGUUUCACCCAUGCCAGAGCCUCCGACUUCAGAACUAGCAGCGAAAGCCGCCAUUAUGAAGACGAGAUUAGAAGGCAUUCAUUCCCUCUUCAGUAUUGAAGUCGCCCUCAAUCUGGUACACAAAGCCAAAGCCAGCAUCGAGCGAGCGGCCAUCUUUACCAAGCUUGGUGGACGCUUUACGGAAGAUGCCCGUUUACAAUGUGAGCUGAUCUUCAUCGCCCUAUUACAAACCCUAGGUCCAAAACAUGUUCAAGUAGGUUUCGAUCAAGCGGUAGACCAUUUGUCGAAGUACAAUCCUCGCGAUGCUGGUGGGGAGAAACAGCCAGGCAAGACGCCCCUAGUCACAUUCCUUGAGCUCGUCAACGUAGGCGAUCUCAUACAGCAGAUGCUUGACGUCUUUUACGAGCAAGAAAUGGUAGCUGCAAAGCUCACGGAUCGGAACGACUUUCUCAAUCCUGUCGCCAAGGAGAAGAAACGCUUUGAACAAAUGCUCGACUCUCGUGUCGCUGCUGGACUUAACAAGGGCAUCGAAGUACUUAUGGAUGAAGUCGAAUACGUCUGCGCCACUACCCAGAAAGCUGAAGACUUCAAUCCUGGUGCUGCACCGAAUGGGAAGUCGGACAUCCAGGACAUAGGACCAAGCGAUACCGCCCGAAAUAUCACCGACAUUGUGUCUUCCCACACCAAGAUGCUCGUUGGCAGCACAGACAAGAACAUGCUCGACGUAUUCAAUCAAGAAGUUGGGAUGCGGCUCUUCACCGCACUGUGCAAGCACCUCAAACGCCAGCGCAUUUCUGUCGCCGGCUCCAUCAAGCUCAUCAGCGACGUGAACCUCUACCAUUCCUACGUCUCUACGCUCAAGAAUAAAGAUCUGCUUCAGUUCUUCAUUGCGCUAAGGGAGCUGAGCCAGAUAUACCUCGUCGAUCCGUCAGAUGCAAAGUCUUUGGCUACCAUUAUUGCAGAUGGUGAUCGUUUCAAGGGUAUCUUUCGGGCGGAAGAGGUGUAUGAAUUCGCGGAGCGGAGGGCGGAUUGGUAUAGUAUCAAGGGCAAAGUGGAGAGGCAUAUGUAUGGCAUUGGAUGCGCUGUUAUGUGA